AUGUUGGAGCGCGCCAGGCAGAACCUCGAAGGUGGUACCUACCAAAGUCCCAAGGUCGCGCCUCUCUACGCCCUGACUGGAGCCCUUCUCAGGCAGGAUGACGCAGUGGGGCCGAUGCGCGAUUCGAUCCUGUUCGUGGGUACUGCACGACCUGAAGAUGAACGUGUUGAGCACCAAUCGACAUCUUGCCAUAAUACACCACAGAGAACCAGAAGAGAAGCUACAGGAAACUAUUUGAAUGUAGCGAGAAGACAGCGGGGCCUCCUCGGGGCACAGUGGGUCAGUCGGGCGUCAAGGGAAAGGAAGGGGGGCACGCGAGCAGCAACUCGGUCAUGGCCUGACCACUAG
Messenger RNA from Cyclocybe aegerita, 348 nucleotides. The record is from the annotation of a GenBank genome assembly. Lineage: Eukaryota; Fungi; Basidiomycota; Agaricomycetes; Agaricales; Hemipholiotaceae.